ACAAUAAUUAAUAGUCGCUGACAGAAUCAAACUCUCCAUGCAUGAGACACGAUGCAGACCCCAGCGCAUCAUGGCCACCGACUACAUGGCCACGGGGCAGUCAUCAGAGAGGACUUCUGUAGCUUCUGCGGAGGUACAGACGCCAUUAACAAGCAAGGCGUCCAGGAAACCAUGGUCAGCUGCGCGGCCUGUGGACGGAGUGGCCAUCCGACAUGCCUGAACAUGCUUACUCCAAAGCUCAGGAAGCGGGUAAUGAUGUAUGACUGGCACUGUAUAGAGUGCAAGACGUGUGAGCAGUGUGCAAUCAAAGGUGACGAUUCGCGGUUGAUGUUCUGCGAUACAUGUGAUCGUGGAUGGCAUAGCUACUGCCUGAACCCGCCACUGGCAAAACCACCAAAAGGUUCAUGGCAUUGUCCAAAAUGUUUAUCACCACCUGCAGUCUCAUCAGGAUCUAUUAGCAACCCCAGAUCAGCUACCCGACCCUCAAAGUUACACCCACGCCCUUCAAAACCAGGCAAAGCUCGACCAGCCAACACUCCCAACACCUCUAAUAAUCGUCGUCGGCCAAAACAAUCAUUAGCAGGAGACGAUGCCUUGUUUACUAGCCACCGUAUCAAAGUCAAGGUACCGAAUCCUAAUUAUCAAUACAGGGAUUCGGAAGAAGGAAGAGGAACACCUAUGAUUGUACGACUGAAAGUACCCAAAAGACCAGUCGAAGAAGAGCCGGAAGAAAAGAAAAUACCGUAUGGAGGGGUCAUAACAGGUGACGACGCAGAUACUACUCGGACAAAGAUAACAGAAGCAGAUAAGGAAGCGUACCAGAUGGCAAAGAAUGCAGCAGAAAAGCAACUCGGUGGUCCUGUCCCUACAAGGGAAACGCCAGGGCCCGGCUCACCUCUGCCCAUGGCAUCACCUAGCGGUAAAACUACACCUUCUUCAAAGUUCCCAGCCACAAGCAGACCUCUCCGAGACCGACUACUCCACCAAACCUUACCCGACGCGUACCCAUUCCCUUCCACACCAGGCACAACGCAAGAAGUGGUUCCUUGGACAGGGAGCGCAAGAUUAGAGAAAAUCAAAACUAUUAGGUUUGGGCCGUAUGAUAUCAACACAUGGUACUCUGCGCCAUAUCCCGAAGAGUAUGCAUAUGUGCCGGAUGGGAGGUUGUGGUUGUGCGAGUUUUGUUUAAAGUAUAUGAAAAGCGGAUUUGCUGCGACGCGGCAUAGGUUGAAAUGCAAAUCAAGACAUCCGCCGGGAGAUGAGAUCUAUCGCGAAGGUGCUGUCUCAGUUUUUGAAGUGGAUGGACGCAAAAACAAGAUCUACUGUCAAAAUCUUUGUCUUCUCGCCAAGAUGUUUCUCGAUCACAAAACGCUCUAUUACGACGUCGAACCGUUUCUUUUCUAUGUCAUGACCGAAGUCGAUGAAUUAGGCGCUCGAUUUGUCGGAUAUUUUUCAAAGGAGAAGCGGAGUAUGGACAACAACGUUAGUUGUAUCAUGACCCUGCCGGUGCGACAACGUAAAGGAUGGGGUCAGCUUUUGAUUGAUUUCAGUUAUCUCCUAUCGAAGAAAGAAGGACGAACAGGUUCGCCUGAAAAACCACUUUCUGGCCUAGGAGCCGUCUCAUACAAAUCCUACUGGCGUCUCACUGUUUUCAAAUACCUCCUCAACGCCAUCUCUCCAUCUUUCAACCAUACUCUCGAACUACCCCCCGUCCCAGACGCCACACCUGGUCCUACAUCCGAAUUGGACUUCAACUCUAACACAGAAACCAAACCCACUCCUCCUCGCAUAACAUCCAAAGACAUAUCCAAAGCUACUAGCAUGACGCUAGAAGAUAUUUUCACCACGCUAUCUGCUGAAGGAAUGAUCAAUGUUCUGGAUGACCUGACGGUCGAUGCGAUAGGGAAAACACCAAACAGUGCUCGAACAAGAGGUCGGAGCCGGGGUCGUCCGAAUGUAAAUCGUCGCAAGGCAGAUUUGAAUGGCUCAGGUACGCUUGAUCCCCAAAUACAUCAGGAUGAAGACGAUCAUGUCAAGCUACCAAAACGGUAUGAGAUUUUGCUGGAUAAAGCGUAUCUUCAAGCGGUGGUGGAGAAACAUGAGAAAAAGGGGUACUUGAAGCUUGCACCGGAGAGAUUGAAGUAUCACCCAUUCUUGGUUGCUAGACAGACUGAGGAACCGGAGAGUGGUGGAAAGAAAGAGGAUGAGAACGAGGAAAAUGGGAAUGAAAAAGAUAAGGAAAGGGAGGAUGAGAGCGAAAAUGGAGUCGUGAGGUUUGUGGACUCAAUUGCCGAAGCAGCGCAUAUCAUCGCCCAAUCGCACGCGCAUUUUCAUACUGUUCCAUCCUCUACAAUAUCCCGCACAUCGCAUCAUCCCGUCUAUCCUACACCAACCCCGAAUCACAACUCGAUCCCCAAUCGCAAUACUACAUCACCCGCGAGAAAUUUGCGUAAACGCAAGUCUGAUGUUGUGCUCGAAACACCCGUGAGAAAGUUGAGAAGUCGGGAUAACAUUCGAGAAGGAAUGGGAACGUCGCCGAGGACAUUGCGUAUGAGGAAUGCUGUGGCGCUGGGCGAAGGAAUUGCAGAGGGGGAAGAGGAAAACCAAGGGCUUUCCAAGUUGAAUCAAUUACCUGUCAAGCCUGUUACCCAAUUCGCUGAUGGCGAGAUUCCUAUCGACCCAGCGCUUCUCGAAGAAAGUGUCACUCUUGACCCUAGUAUGUAUGGUAGUGUCGGUGAAGAAGUCUACGACAACGAUGCAGAAGGGGAAGAAUAUAUCGGCGAAGAUGACGAUGCAGAAGGAGAAGAGUAUAUUGGGGAAGAGGAAGAUGCAGAAGGUGAGGCGGAUGAGGAGUAUAUUGACUAUGAUGUUUGAUUAGGUCAUUCUUUUGUACAAGUUUCGGGCUUUGGGUUGCAUUGACCCUAUAUAUAAUCGUCGUGCAUGGUAUGAAUGUGUAAUAUAGUAGCGA
This is a messenger RNA of Cryptococcus deneoformans JEC21, 2968 nucleotides long. RefSeq lists its product as hypothetical. Lineage: Eukaryota; Fungi; Basidiomycota; Tremellomycetes; Tremellales; Cryptococcaceae. The record is from RefSeq and is a predicted model, not a curated record. Gene Ontology annotation, molecular function: histone acetyltransferase activity. The transcript has 7 exons. The coding region runs from base 52 to 2874 and encodes 940 amino acids. Gene Ontology annotation, biological process: regulation of DNA-templated transcription.